UUAGGGCAGACCCUAUCGAAUUAGGGUUACUUUCGUCUCUACACACUUCCUCUCUCUCUCUCUCUCUCUCUAGAUUUAUGAAAUUCAGCUCACGAUCUAAUUCAGCUCACGAUCUUCCUUCAAAUCUUCAACCCAGAUAACACUCUUCUUUUCCCCCAAAUCCAUUCCCCUAAAAACUCCAAUCUUUCUCUUCACAUGAAGGCUUUCAAUCCACACCAUGAUCGUUAGAACAUACGGUCGUCGCAAUCGGAGCGGCUACUCGGAUUCACCACACGACGAAUUCGCAUCUGCAUCGGAGUCCGACGGUUUCGUCGACUCUUUAACCCAAGAAACCCCUCAAGAUAUAUUCAAUUUCGGAUUCUCUUCCCAAGAUUCAUUCGAUUUCGAUCCUUUCGGCCCAAAUUCGCUCCAAGAAUCGCGUGAAUUGGCGAUUCUGCCCCCAAGGAAGCGCGAUUCGGAGGUCGGCGAUGUGGGUUUUCGGAAACUGAAGACCAAGAAGGUGAAAUCGAAAAAGGGGAAAUCGGUUUCGGCGGCGACGCUGAUGGGUACAGCGACGUUGAUGGAGACUCAGGAGUUUGGGGAAAUGAUGGAGCAUGUGGAUGAGGUGAAUUUUGCUUUGGAUGGGUUGAGGAAAGGCCAACCGGCGAGGAUUCGGCGAGCGAGUUUGCUGUCGUUGUUGUCGAUUUGCAGUACGGCGCAGCAACGGCGGCUUCUAAGAACUCAUGGGAUGGCAAAAUCAAUUAUAGAUGCUGUUUUGGGACUCAGCUUCGACGACUCACCCAGCAAUUUGGCAGCUGCAGCUCUCUUUUACAUUUUGACUAGUGACGGUCAAGGUGAUAACCUUUUGGAUUCACCAAGUUGCAUCCGUUUUCUGAUUAAAUUGUUGAAACCUGUCACCUAUGAUGUUAAUAAAGACAAGACAUCGACUAUCGGUUCUAAGCUUCUAGCACUACGCAAGGAUUUUGAUAUCUUACAAGAUAACAGUACAGGAGUAGAUUCCACCUCCACUGCAAUUAUGCUCAAAGUUCAGGAAAUUCUUGUAAGUUGUAAGGAAUUGAAGUCAAGCAAUGCAAAUGAUAAUGCAACGAAGAAGCCACAAUUGAGCCCAAAGUGGCUAGCUUUGUUGACAAUGGAGAAAGCUUGCUUAUCUACCAUUGCUCUUGAAGACACCUCUGGUACUGUAAGGAAGACAGGAGGCAACUUCAAGGAAAAGUUACGAGAGCUUGGAGGACUUGAUGCAGUUUUUGAGGUCUCCCGGAAUUGUCAUUCUGUUAUGGAGAGUUGGUUAGAACAAAGUUCCUUAAUGCAGAAGUCAAAUGACAAUGGGGAUCUAGAAAGUUUGGUGCUGCUUUUAAAAUGUUUGAAAAUUAUGGAAAAUGCCACAUUCCUAAGUAUGGACAAUCAGAGUCAUUUGCUUGAAAUGAAAGGGAACCUCAACCAUCAAGGUUCUCCCCGGACUUUCACAAAACUCAUUAUAAGUGUCAUCAACAUACUCUCAGGUCUUUCUUUAUCUAGAAAUUCUUCGGGCAAUUUGGAUAGUGAAAAGUUCUGUAAUCUUCCUAAUGGGACUGAUCAAGCUUCUGAAAUGCCUUUAUUGGCAGGCCAUAAAGUGGACAGUGAUGGGAUUAUAUCCAUAUGUUCUUCUAUAAGGUGCUCUGGCACAGAUUCUCAGAAGAGUUUCAGUAUAUCUCAGAAUAGUCAAUGGUUGUCUGCCGGCCGCGCAGGAAUUUCUAAGUCAACUUCUAAAAGUACCACUGCAUCUGCAGCUGAUACUUGCUUGUUGAAAAUGAGAGUCAAUUCUUCUACUUUCGGUUCAUGCAGUGGAACAUCAAGGAGUUCAUAUAGUGGAUCACCUAUCAAUAGUAAUGUUUCAGCGAUGGAAUUUGGUCUAGGAAAAAGAUGUAAGGUUGCUGAAGAUCCAAGCUUUGAACUUCUUGAAGAUAGUCAGGAUCCUUUUGCUUUUCAAGAUGAUGAAUUUGAACCCUCUAAGUGGGAUUUACUGUCUGGGAGAAAGAAAGCUUCUGAAAGUCGAAGCAGCAGGACAAUGCUUAGAAAACAUGAAGAUAGGUGUCAACCCCAAUUGAUGUUGAGCCAAGAAGAAUCAAGUAAUCCAGAAAAUCAUCAUUCUGAUGUCUCUUGUUCAUCUGCUCUUGAUGAAGAAAAAUCCAACCUUCUAGCAGACUGCCUGCUUACAGCUGUCAAGGUCCUGAUGAACUUAACAAAUGACAACCCUGUGGGCUGUCAGCAAAUUGCUGCCUGUGGAGGACUGGAAACCUUGUCGUCAUUAAUUGCUGGCCACUUUCCAUCAUUCAGUUCAUCUUUGCCUCCCUUCAGUGGUGUAAGAAAUGAUACCAUGUCAUCCAAGUCUAGUCUUGAGGUUGACCAUCAGAAUGACAGCCUUCUCUCUGAUCAAGAAUUAGAUUUUCUUGUUGCUAUUUUGGGCUUGCUUGUAAACCUGGUAGAGAAAGAUGGCCACAACAGAUCUCGGCUUGCAGGAACGAGUGUUUCAUUGCCUAGUGUGGAAGGUCUAGAAGUGGAGAGGAGCAGAGAUGUGAUUCCAUUGCUAUGUUCCAUCUUUUUGGCCAACCAAGGGGCAGGCGAGGCAGCUGGAGAAGAAAAGGUCCUGACUUGGGAAGAUGAGGCAGCUGUGUUGCAGGAAGCGAAAGAGGCUGAGAAGAUGAUUGUAGAAGCUUAUGCAGCUCUUCUUCUUGCAUUCCUUUCAACUGAAAGCAAGAUCAUACGGGAUGCUAUUGCCAAAUGUCUCCCGGGUUACAAACUCGCAAUUCUUGUACCUGUGUUGGAGAGAUUUGUGGAAUUUCAUUUGUCGCUAAACAUGAUCUCGCCCGAGACCCAUUCAACUGUGCUUGAAGUAAUCGAAUCAUGUAGGAUGCAUUGAGAAGCCUAAGGGAGUGGAGAAUUUGUACAGCUUCAACCUUCCCUCAGAUCAACUAUUUGUCGUUACAUGAUAAACCCAUGGGAGAUGGGAUUGUUGCUGCACGAGCUGCAAAACUAACCGUAGGCCUGCCUUAUAUAGUCUGAUUGACUUUUUUUGUUUGUAAUUUUUGCCCUUUUUUUUUAACAUUAUUUUUGGCGGGUACCAAUUCACCGUAUUUGGUGGAGGCUGAGAUGCUUGUAUACAGAAGUUAUAGCAAAAUAUAGUUUCUCUCCGUGCUUUGUUAAAUGUAAUUUGUAUUUGUUUUAUAGUAGUAGUUUGCCACUGUUGUUUUAAACUUGUCUUGUUGCCUCUUGUGAUCAGAAAUGAAUCAACUGAGAGUUCCCAUCAGA
Molecule: messenger RNA, 3285 nt
Organism: Camellia sinensis
Lineage: Eukaryota; Viridiplantae; Streptophyta; Magnoliopsida; Ericales; Theaceae
Product: wings apart-like protein 2
Source: RefSeq, a predicted model, not a curated record